ACCCUAAAUCCCCAAUUCUAUUUUUGAGAAAAUCUGACUCAAUUUUUUCGGGAAAAUGUCAGGUCGCGGAAAGGGAGGGAAGGGUUUGGGGAAGGGAGGAGCAAAGAGGCAUCGCAAGGUCCUGCGCGAUAACAUUCAGGGAAUAACGAAGCCCGCGAUUCGAAGGUUGGCUAGGAGGGGUGGUGUGAAGAGGAUCAGUGGUUUGAUCUACGAGGAGACCAGAGGGGUUCUCAAGAUCUUCCUGGAGAACGUGAUUCGUGAUGCGGUGACUUACACGGAGCAUGCGAGGAGGAAGACUGUCACGGCCAUGGAUGUGGUUUACGCGCUCAAGAGACAGGGUAGAACCCUAUAUGGAUUCGGAGGCUGAAGUUUGGAUUUUGGGUAUCUUGGUAGGGAAUAUGAGGGGUGAGUGUUGGGGUUUUUUUAUGUGGGUAUGUGUAAAUGGAAUAAAUUUAUGGUUUAGAUAAUGCUUUUGUUUUGAGUUAUGUGCUUGGAUUAUCUUGUGAUGGGAUUGGGUGAUACAAGAUUACUCAAGUUUCUUCUAUUGUUUUCCAUCUAGUUUGUGUUAAUGGUGCUGUUUGUA
Molecule: messenger RNA, 583 nt
Organism: Gastrolobium bilobum
Lineage: Eukaryota; Viridiplantae; Streptophyta; Magnoliopsida; Fabales; Fabaceae
Product: histone H4
Exons: 1
Coding region: 56-367 (103 amino acids)
Biological process (GO): nucleosome assembly
Cellular component (GO): nucleosome
Molecular function (GO): structural constituent of chromatin; protein heterodimerization activity; DNA binding
Source: RefSeq, a predicted model, not a curated record